AUUCCCCCCCUUUACUUGCAGGGACUCCGUGGCAAAGGAUUAGGGCCCCUUAGCCCUGGCGGGGAUCCUAAGAGGCAGUGAGGGGGGUGGGGGCCGGCCCAUGUACAGCCCCAGGGUUCUCGCAAGUGGGAGCUUGGUUUCUGCCCUGGGAAACGGGGCGCCCUUCGCGAGGAGGGAAACCCCUCCGCGGUGCUUGAUGCCCCAUUAACACUUUCCCUGUCUCUCCUUAUCGGGCGACCUUGAUUCUGAGCCCGGAACAGCUGCAGCCAUGCGAAGCGACGGGAGCAUUUUUCAGGGGAAGGCGCUUGCUCCUCCACGUUCUUGCCCCGUAGGGACAGUGACGACGGCAAAGCUUACCGCUUUCCUCGCCUCGGGCUAGGGCUUGUUCCGCCGCCCUUUCCUGGGCUUCUCCUUGCUCUCUUAUAUUUUUCCUAAUGCCCCUUUCCUACCACCCGCCCCCUCCCUUGUGGGGAAAAGCCUGACCUUGGGAUGUCCUUGAAGCCUUGGAGCCCGGGCCAGCCCUGGGAUCUUGAGUGGAUUGGAAGGAACACCCCAGUGGCAGUCAGAAGAGCUGGGUUCUAAUCUCAGAUCUGGCUCCGGGGUUGCUGUGUGGCUUGAAGCACAGACCUUUCCCAUAUCUGGGCCCUUUCCCACGAGGGUGUUGGGCCCUCUGCUUGAUUCACGAUCUUUACAUUCUAAAAUACUCCGGUUCGGUUUUGUUUUCAGGCAAGGUGACCCCAUGGCAAGGCGCAAGCCAGAAGGGUCCAGCUUCAACAUGACCCACCUGUCCAUGGCUAUGGCCUUUUCCUUUCCCCCAGUUGCCAGUGGGCAACUCCACCCUCAGCUGGGCAACACCCAGCACCAGACAGAGUUAGGAAAGGAACUUGCUACUACCAGCACCAUGCCCUACCAAUAUCCAGCACUGACCCCGGAACAGAAGAAGGAGCUGUCUGACAUCGCUCACCGCAUCGUGGCACCCGGCAAGGGCAUCCUGGCUGCAGAUGAGUCCACUGGGAGCAUUGCCAAGCGGCUGCAGUCCAUUGGCACCGAGAACACCGAGGAGAACCGGCGCUUCUACCGCCAGCUCUUGCUGACAGCUGACGACCGCGUGAACCCCUGCAUUGGGGGUGUCAUCCUCUUCCAUGAGACACUCUACCAGAAGUCGGAUGAUGGGCGUCCCUUCCCCCAAGUUAUCAAAUCCAAGGGCGGUGUUGUGGGCAUCAAGGUAGACAAGGGCGUGGUCCCCCUGGCAGGGACAAAUGGCGAGACUACCACCCAAGGGUUGGAUGGGCUGUCUGAGCGCUGUGCCCAGUACAAGAAGGAUGGAGCUGACUUCGCCAAGUGGCGUUGUGUGCUGAAGAUUGGGGAACACACCCCCUCGGCGCUCGCCAUCAUGGAAAAUGCCAAUGUUCUGGCCCGUUAUGCCAGUAUCUGCCAGCAGAAUGGCAUUGUGCCCAUCGUGGAGCCUGAGAUCCUCCCUGAUGGGGACCAUGACUUGAAGCGCUGCCAGUAUGUGACCGAGAAGGUGCUGGCUGCUGUCUACAAGGCUCUGAGUGACCACCACAUCUACCUGGAAGGCACCUUGCUGAAGCCCAACAUGGUCACCCCAGGCCAUGCUUGCACCCAGAAGUUUUCUCAUGAGGAGAUUGCCAUGGCGACCGUCACAGCGCUGCGCCGCACAGUGCCCCCUGCUGUCACUGGGAUCACCUUCCUGUCUGGAGGCCAGAGUGAGGAGGAGGCGUCCAUCAACCUCAAUGCCAUUAACAAGUGCCCCCUGCUGAAGCCCUGGGCCCUGACCUUCUCCUACGGCCGAGCCCUGCAGGCCUCUGCCCUGAAGGCCUGGGGCGGGAAGAAGGAGAACCUGAAGGCUGCGCAGGAGGAGUAUGUCAAGCGAGCCCUGGCCAACAGCCUUGCCUGUCAAGGAAAGUACACUCCGAGUGGUCAGGCUGGGGCUGCUGCCAGUGAGUCCCUCUUCGUCUCUAACCACGCCUAUUAAGCGGAGGUGUUCCCAGGCUGCCCCCAACACUCCAGGCCCCGCCCCCUCCCACUCUUGAAGAGGAGGCCUCCUCCUGGGGGCUCCAGGCUGGCUUGCCCGCGCUCUUUCCUCCCUCGUGACAGUGGUGUGUGGUGUUGUCUGUGAAUGCUAAGUCCAUCACCCUUUCCGGCACACUGCCAAAUAAACAGCUAUUUAAGGGGGA
Messenger RNA from Gorilla gorilla gorilla (western lowland gorilla), 2198 nucleotides. It is a transcript of the gene ALDOA, whose product is annotated as aldolase, fructose-bisphosphate A. The transcript is spliced from 9 exons. The record is from RefSeq and is a predicted model, not a curated record. NCBI's taxonomy places the organism in Eukaryota, Metazoa, Chordata, Mammalia, Primates, Hominidae. Gene Ontology annotation, molecular function: fructose-bisphosphate aldolase activity. Gene Ontology annotation, biological process: glycolytic process. Bases 740 to 1996 code for a protein of 418 amino acids.